CUCUAAGCAUCAUAAUGUAUGAUCAUGCAUGUUUAAUCCUAGAUUGUAUUAUACAUCUAGAUUGUUAUUUCGAUUCUUGCUGACUUCCGCUGCGCAUGUAUGUAUAUUAUCCAUCAUGUGGUAUCAGAGCAUCUAGAAUAACAUUCAUUUGCAUAUGGUGGGUACAAAUUCAUUUGAUGAAUGUUGUGGUUGAAUUAAGUUGGAUAUAUUACGGUUUUGGCAAUCCUCUUAAUUUUGGCCUGUAUUUAUGUCCUUUUAUUUGUAUUUUGUUUUUUCUUCCGGAGUCAUUAGAGUUGAAAUUAGGUUGUAAUUUGGUCAAAUUCAAAGAGAAAAAGGCUGAAAUUUAGCUUCAGACUGGCCUGCAACAAAUAUUUCGACCCAGUUCGAUUUUCCUCCCUUGUGGUCUGGUUCGUGCUGUUUCAAGCCGGUUUGGGUUCAUGGAGGUUCGGUUUGAAGGGGUUCAAGGCCGGUUCAAGCUUUUGCAAAACUGUUUUGUAAUAAUUUAGUUUAAUUUAGUUGUAAGGAUGCCAAAAACGGUCCAAUUUAAUUGUUGAUUUAAUUAUGCAUUAUGCAUUAUGAAUGUAUGAAUUAAAUGUUUUAUAUUGAAUGUGCAUAAUGUAUGCCAUUUAGAUUUAAAAUCCCACCAUAGGAUUAAGCAUGUAUCAUGCAUAAGGUAUCUUGUAAGUAGUUAUAAUGUAUAGUAUGCAUGAUAAGUUCAAAUUUUGAUUUGAAUGUAUGGUUAUGGAGCAUGCCUAUAGUUUAUAAGUGUUAUAAAAGAAAUAGACAUUAAAAUCCAUAACAAAGAUAAUAUGCAUGCUCACUUAGGGUUAAAUGGCCAAUGCAAAGUUUUCAUAGGCAAAAACUAGGUCGUUAACUCAUAAAUUGGUAAAACAYGAACACUCACCCGAUAAAAUCUUGUCUAAGGCUGGGGGUAUUUAAGUUGACGGUUUACGGAACACCCCCUACCUGGAGAUUGAGUCGGUUCUUGAGUUGUGUUAACCAAUUUCAUGAGCAUGCGUGAGUGGUGUGSGGUAAUAAAACUGGUUUAUCACCUAGAYAUCGUAGGUUUAAAUCCAAUAUAARAGUUAUAUUUGGAUCAAUCAYCUAAACUUAGGAUAUGUUUAUUUAGCCUAAAUAUAUGUCUAAGUGAAAGUAUACCCUAAACCGUCAAGAACACUUCAGCUGGAGAUUAGUAACAUACUAUUAGCUCUAGCGUCCCUAAGAGUUCACAACGUGAGAUCCAUGCUUGGCUUCGUGUCGCCCUGGGAGCGGCCUCCCUUCGGAGAGUGUUUGCAUGGGUUAUGAACAGGGUGAAUAGGGGAAGUAGUUCAUAGUAAGUGGGUGAAGGAUUAGUGUCAACAAAAUCUUACGGUCUCUUCCAUUAGGUCGCACCGUGAGAGUCCUAUAAUGCGCCUGCAUGUCUGCCCUGGAGCGACCUUACCAAUCGGAGGGUGGUAUUAUAGGAUUCGGAACACCGCGAACUCCUAAAAGGAUAGGAUUUCUUAGAUUCGUUUUCAAUCUUGACUUUCCAAUUUCGGGAGCAUAUUGAUCCUAAUCUUAGAAGUCUGAAAGUGGCAGGUCACACUUACAAGAAUUACUAAGAGUUAGUAUAUUCUUGACCAAACCAAAUGAUAACUAAAGGCUAUAGGAAUAACAGUUAUUGGUAUUAGCAUUUAGUCAAGAUUGUCUUAAUUCAAUGGAGGAAUGGUUGACUGCCUCUCGGUGGAGGCUGUUCUAAACCAUUGAAGUAUCGUUGCAAAUAUAAAUAAAAAUUGGGUACUUUAUUAGAAUUUGCUAAAAUUAAAAUUGGAUUUAGAACUUAUAUAAAGUAUGUUUGUUUUUCAGCAUGAAUAGCUCAAUAGUUCAACUCUUAGCUUCGGAAACACUAAACGGAGAUAAUUAUUCAACGUGGAAAAACAAUCUGAAUACAAUACUAGUUGUCGAUGACCUACAAUUCGUUUUAACUGAGGAAUGUCCACAAACCCCUGCCGUACAUUCCAACUGAAAUGUUCGGGAAGCAUUUGAUCGAUGGGUCAAAGCCAACGAUAAGGCCCGUGUCUACAUUCUUGCCAGCAUGACUGAUGUAUUGGCAAAGAAACAUGAACCCUUGACGACUGCAAAGGAAAUCUUGGAUUCAUUAAAGGCAAUGUUCGGGCAACCUUCGUCGACUUUGAGACAGAGGCACUUAAAUACGUUUACAACAAGCAUAUGAAGGAGGGGACCUCUGUUACAGAACAUGUCCUGGACAUGAUGGUCCACUUCAAUACUGCUGAAGUGAACGGGGCCACCAUUGAUGAGGCAAGUCAAAACCUUACUAAGGCUAAGGGGAAGGAAGUGGAGGCAAACGUUGCCACCAGAAAGAAAAUACCAAGAGGUUCGACCUCUAAAGCAAAAGCUGGACCUUCAAAAAACAGAAAUGUUCAAAUAAAGAAGAAGAAGGAAAAGGGGAAGGCUCCCGUGGUUGACAAGGGAAAGAAUGUUGCAAAGGGAAUCUGUUUCCAUUGCAACCAAGACGAGCAUUGGAAGAGAAAUUGCCCGAAGUAUCUUGCCGAGAAGAAGGCAGAGAAAACAACGACAGGAAACUAGUUCCUGGAAGAAGCUGGAAGAAGGCGAGACAACAUUUCUCUAGUGCCUUCUUAAAUAAGCAAAUUACAUGCAACUCUUGCAUGUCAAAGUUCACCAAAAGCUUACAACACAUAUUCCACUUAUGCAUGGCAUGGAUAAGUGUCAAAAUGCAUGUCUAAGUUCAACAAAAGCUUACAACACACAUUCCACUCAUGCAUGACAUGACUAAG
This is a messenger RNA of Momordica charantia (bitter melon), 2795 nucleotides long. The record is from RefSeq and is a predicted model, not a curated record. Lineage: Eukaryota; Viridiplantae; Streptophyta; Magnoliopsida; Cucurbitales; Cucurbitaceae.